This is a messenger RNA of Salvia hispanica, 1186 nucleotides long. The record is from RefSeq and is a predicted model, not a curated record. NCBI's taxonomy places the organism in Eukaryota, Viridiplantae, Streptophyta, Magnoliopsida, Lamiales, Lamiaceae.
CACACGUGGAAAUGGAAUCGAACACAAUCUUUCUAGACCUCAAUCUAAUCAAGAAAGCAUUCAAUUUUGUCAUGAAUUGUCAUUCAUGAAAAUUUAUGAUAUUCAAAUUAGAUGUGAUGAUGGUCUCAAUGGACUACUUAGUGAACAUACACAUUAGAGAGAGCAUUCUUCUUCAAAUGCUUAAUUAAAUCCUUGGUUCUUGAGAGAAAGAGAUGAUGGCUCAUUUGCAUCAUAAUCUCUCUAUUGUGGCUAAAGGGUCAGGACAAGAACUCUUUUGGAGAUGUCGAGGAAUGGUGUUGUGCAACAUAGGUUUGGGUUUAGCCAAUCAAAGAAGAGGGAGAUCAAUCAAGAAUAGAGGGCUAAUUCAUUGUUGCAAUUCUUCAACAUCAACAGAAGUGACCUUGUCUUAUGAUAAGGUGAAUUCGGCCUACGAGAAGCUCGGCUCAGCGAUAAACGAGCACCACGUGAGUUCGGCCUACGAGAAGCUCGACUCAACGAUAACCGAGGGCGAUUUCGUUCGACAAGGAAAUUGGAAAGUGAGGAGAAUGCUCGAGACAGAGGAAGAAAUGAGACAAGUUGCAUAUGUUCAAGCUGAGGCAUUCCAUGAGCCAGCCUUUUUCUUUGAUGAUGUAUUCUUCGAUUUCUUUAAGGCUGAAGUGCUCUCAGGGCUGAUGUACCGGCUGCGAAACUCACCCCCGGAUAGAAAUAGGUAUGCAUGUUUAGUAGCAGAGCCAAGGGAUGAAUUCCAAGAUUCAAAGAAAGAGCUUGCAGGAGUAGUGGAUGUAACGGUUCUAAGGGAAGAUUCGGUCCUCAAGCAUCUCCUAGGGGCAAAAGAGUACAUUUACGUGUCGGGGAUCGCAGUUCUAAACAGAUUCAGGAGGCAGAAGGUGGCCACGACAUUGCUAGAAGCAUGCGACGCAAUCUCAGCUGGUUGGGGCUUUGACUAUCUCGUCCUCAGAGCCUACGAGGACGAUCAUGGGGCGAGGAAGUUGUACUCGAACGCGGGAUACAAAGUCGUCUCAGAAGACCCUCCGUGGACGACAAGCUGGGUCGGGAGAAGGAGACGCGUGGUCAUGGUUAAAUAUGUAGGGGAUUUGGUGUCACAUUUUGCCACAAAAUCAUCGGAAGUAAAGAAUUGCAUAUGAAAUGCUAAUUUUGUUACGAAUCAAGGUUUUAUUUUUUUUUA